Messenger RNA from Mus caroli (Ryukyu mouse), 3713 nucleotides. RefSeq names its product rhomboid like 3 (gene Rhbdl3). Gene Ontology annotation, cellular component: membrane. Gene Ontology annotation, molecular function: serine-type endopeptidase activity; calcium ion binding. The record is from RefSeq and is a predicted model, not a curated record. Lineage: Eukaryota; Metazoa; Chordata; Mammalia; Rodentia; Muridae.
GCGGGAAGGAGCGCGGGGAGCGGUAGGGCCCGGCUGGCCCAAGGGCGCCCUGCCUCGGGCCCGCGACAGAGGCCAAGAAGUUUGGCGGCUAGGGGCCCAGCGCCCCGGGUCGCGGGGGCCGCACUGAGGGCGCUGGGGAGAGCAGAACCAUGGGAGCGAGCGCGGAGGCGGCGAGGGGCGCAGCUAGCUCCUGGAGCGGCACGGCCGCGGCGGCGCAAAGUUAGCCCGGCGCCCUGGGACGAGCGCCGCAGUCUGGGCCAUGGGCGAGCACCCCAGUCCCGGCCCCGCAGUGGCCGCCUGCGCGGAGGCUGAGCGCAUCGAGGAGCUGGAGCCCGAGGCCGAGGAGCGACUGCCCGCCGCGCCAGAAGACCACUGGAAAGUCCUGUUUGAAAAGUUUGACCCUGGAAGCACCGGCUACAUCAGCACAGGGAAGUUCCGGAGCCUCCUGGAGAGCCACAGCUCUAAGCUGGACCCACACAAAAAGGAGGUGCUCCUGGCUCUCGCAGACAGCCAUGCAGAUGGGCAGAUCUGCUACCAGGACUUUGUCAACCUGAUGAGCAACAAACGUUCCAACAGCUUCCGCCAGGCCAUCCUUCAGGGAAACCGCAGGCUGAGCAGCAAGGCCCUGCUGGAAGAGAAGGGGCUGAGCCUCUCGCAGCGGCUCAUCCGCCAUGUGGCCUACGAGACUCUGCCCCGGGAGAUUGACCGCAAGUGGUACUAUGACAGCUACACCUGCUGCCCUCCGCCCUGGUUCAUGAUCACAAUCACGCUGCUGGAGGUUGCCCUUUUCCUGUACAACGGGGUCCUACUGGAUCAGUUUGUGCUGCAGGUGACGCACCCUCGAUACCUGAAGAACUCUCUGGUUUACCACCCGCAGCUCCGUGCGCAGGCUUGGCGCUAUGUGACAUACAUCUUCAUGCAUGCAGGGGUGGAACAGCUGGGACUCAAUGUGGCACUGCAGCUGCUGGUAGGGGUACCCCUGGAGAUGGUGCACGGAGCCACCCGAAUUGGGCUUGUCUACGUGGCCGGUGUUGUGGCAGGCUCCUUGGCGGUGUCUGUGGCUGACAUGACUGCACCUGUUGUGGGCUCUUCCGGAGGGGUGUAUGCGCUCGUCUCUGCCCACCUGGCCAACAUUGUCAUGAACUGGUCAGGCAUGAAGUGCCAGUUCAAGCUGCUGCGGAUGGCUGUGGCCUUGAUCUGUAUGAGUAUGGAGUUCGGAAGGGCUGUAUGGCUCCGUUUCCACCCAUCAGCUUAUCCCCCGUGCCCCCACCCAAGCUUUGUGGCACACUUGGGUGGCGUGGCCGUGGGCAUCACCCUGGGCGUGGUGGUUCUCAGAAACUACGAGCAGAGGCUGCAGGACCAGUCGCUGUGGUGGAUCUUUGUGACCAUGUACACCAUCUUCGUGCUGUUUGCUGUCUUCUGGAACAUCUUUGCCUACACGCUGCUGGACUUGAAGCUGCCCCCUGCCCCGUAAGGGACCAGAGGACCAAGGCAGGGCGGGGAAACAGAAGCAUCCCGAGGAAGUACCUGCAUCUGCUUCUCGUCUCCAAUUCAGUGAAAGCAGGGAGAACCGGAGACUGUUGGAGCUGGGGGCUGCGUGUUGCUUUGAAAGGAUGGUGGGGAGAUGGAUGUGGCUGCUGUCAUCUUUCUAGGCUGGUCUGAUGAUAUGGAGUCACCGGUAAGGUCUGAGGCAGGGUGAGAGUGGCUGUCCCUGUGGCUUGGGCUUGUCCCAUGCAUUCCCUGUCACUGCCACAGAGUGAGCAAAUAGCUCUCUUCCCUAGCCUCCACCUGGAGAGACACAGAGAAGUUCUGAGGGUAGCCACAGCCAGGCUUGCCACGCCCAGAGAUGACUGUAGGCUAGGCCACGUUCUCUCUGCAGCUCAAGGUCUGGUGCUCUGGCAAUGGAUAUGAUGGCUUUAAUCCGGGGGGAGCCCAGAGCAAGCCAGGCUCCGGUCCUGUCAAUGGUGCUAUGGCAUUGCUCCUAGGGCUGGGCAGGGAAAUGCUAUAAGCUCCAGGGCUUUUUUUCUUACCCUAAGGGAGGGCCCUGUGAUGAGGUGAUGCCUUUCUUCACCCCAGGUUCCCCCAAGAGAGUUCCAGGAUGGUUUCUUCUUCCUGCCUGUAGUCACGAGUCAGCAUUCCACACCAUCGCUCUGCAUCCAUGCCCUAUCUGGACUGUGGGGUCUCUUCUUUCCUUCCUACUGCCCUGACCCUACUUUGUGCCUCUCUCUUUGGGUGUGGAGACAGGGUUUUGUGUGUGUGUGUGUGUGCAAUGUCAGGCAAGUCAGAAGCUGCAGAGGGAGGAAGUGGGAGACAAUGUACACAAGAGGAUAUCUAUAGGGGAUUUCUGGAAUGGGUAGCAGCAGUGUGCUCUCCAGUGCUCGCUCAGUGGCCUUGCCUUUAGCAUCAUGCACCCCCUUUCCCAUCUUGCCCUCCCAAACACCUGCUGAGCACCACUGACCGGUGGAAAAAUUGUCGAGCUAGAGGGAAGACCAAAGCACUAUCAGACAUUUGGGAGAAAACUCUCAGCUGUAUUCUUCUGGUUCUCUUGGGGGUAGCUUUUGUGUCUGUACUGCCGCCUGUAGAAGGAAGUCUUUGGGAUGAAAGAAAGCCCAGGACAGUGAUACUGUGGCCAUCUCUCCAUGUGAAUUGGUGGGACAAAAAGCUGUAGUAAAAUAUAUUUUGGUGAAAAAUGUAGCCUCAGAGAAGAAUUGGGGAAGCUUGGGUGAGUGAGUGUCCCCAGUGAGAGCAGCUGAGGGUUAGAUGGCUCCAUGUAUAGGGACUUGGAAGUAAUCUUACAGGGAAGUGAUAUUGGGGGCGUGGCCUAGUGCUGCCCAUACCUCAGCAGCCUGGGAUGCCACAUCAGGUGUUUGGCAAGGUAACCGUAGACUCAGAGCCCAGUGCCUCUGCUCCUCUGAGACAGUUUACUCAGGCUAGCACGAGACGCUUCUGGGGACCCUAAGUGGAGGCUGUGAGGCAGGUGACCUUUAUAGGGACUCUCAGCCCCUGGGAUGAGAGGAACCACAGGUCUGAGACUGGAGGGAGGCAGGAGCAAGGCAGGAGGAUGGGAACUGCUUCUGGUCCUCUCACCAUCCCAGCAAUACCUCCCAGCUCGUCUCCAUUCUCCUGAGUCCCUCAGCCCUUCCUCUCUCCAAUGUGGCCACCCAUCAGGGCUGGGAUUCGGCUGUAGGUUGACCUCAAAGGCUGGGGAAUCCCCAAACAGCAGCUAUGUAGACUAGCUUGCAUUUAAAGGGGAGAGGACUCAUGGAAACCAGAAAAGGGAAAACAGGCUUUCAAAAAAAGAGGAAUUUCUCUUUAAUGAUACCAUUCAUCACUUGAUUUUUUUUUUUUUAAUUAGGAGAAGCUCCCUAACGAGGCUCUUUUGAUUCUGCAUUUCCAUGUGAACCAUUCUUGCCUAGAGCAUUAGUGGAGGCAUUGCUCACCAAACCCAGAUCUUCCUCUAGUGUCCAAUUCAGUUUGCAGAUAAUGAGGUUUACCCAGUGCUGUGUGCUUCCCAGGGCUGGCUGCAAAUCGUUGACUCUCCUCUGCCUUAAAAACAGUGCCCGUCAGUGAGCUGCCCCUCCCAGGACUAAGUGAAAAUCAAAACACUAGCCGCAACGUUGGUUUCUAGAUAUUUUUGUAUUGUGUACAUUCUGUAUAUUUUUGUUGUAACAUAUUAUUUGAGCACAGAUUCCAUUAAAGAUUUUUUUAAGCUA